Molecule: messenger RNA, 2141 nt
Organism: Octodon degus (degu)
Lineage: Eukaryota; Metazoa; Chordata; Mammalia; Rodentia; Octodontidae
Gene: Ess2
Product: ess-2 splicing factor homolog
Exons: 10
Coding region: 4-1437 (477 amino acids)
Cellular component (GO): catalytic step 2 spliceosome
Source: RefSeq, a predicted model, not a curated record
GUGAUGGGGACUCCCGGCCCGUCGGGCGGGUCUCUGUUGCUCCCUGCAGCGUCAGGGCCCCCAAGAAAGCGCGCGGCUGGAGAGGCCGGGGUUGCGAAGAGCAAGCAGCGUGUCCUGGAUGAGGAAGAGUAUAUUGAGGGCCUCCAGACCGUCAUCCAGAGGGAUUUCUUUCCUGAUGUAGAGAAGCUACAGGCUCAAAAAGAGUAUCUAGAGGCUGAGGAGAAUGGAGACUUGGAACGGAUGCGCCAGAUUGCCAUCAAAUUUGGCUCUGCCCUGGGCAAGAUGUCCAGAGAACCUCCGCCACCUUAUGUGACUCCAGCCACAUUUGAAACUCCUGAGGUACACACAGGCACUGCAGCAGUUGGCAACAAGCCCCGGUCCAGGGUCGGAGGCCUGGAGGAUGGAGAGGCUGGAGAGGAGGAGGAGAAAGAGCCACUGCCCAGCUUGGAUGUCUUCCUGAGCCGCUAUACAAGCGAGGACAAUGCCUCCUUCCAGGAAAUCAUGGAGGUGGCCAAGGAGAAAAGCCGGGCCCGCCAUGCCUGGCUUUACCAGGCUGAAGAGGAGUUUGAGAAGAGGCAGAAAGAUAAUCUUGAACUCCCAUCAGCAGAGCACCAGGCCAUUGAGAACAGCCAGGCUGGCGUGGAGACCUGGAAGUACAAGGCCAAGAACUCCCUCAUGUACUAUCCAGAGGGUGUCCCUGAUGAAGAGCAGCUGUUUAAGAAACCCCGGCAAGUGGUGCAUAAGAACACUCGCUUCCUUAGGGAUCCCUUCAGUCAGGCUCUGAGCAGGUCCCAGCUCCAGCAAGCAGCAGCCCUCAAUGCCCAGCACAAACAGGGCAAAGUGGGCCCUGACGGCAAGGAGCUCAUUCCCCAGGAGUCCCCUCGAGUGGCUGGAUUUGGAUUUGUUGCCACCCCUUCUCCUGCCCCUGGUGAGCAAUGGGCUUUGUGCCAAGGCUGGUGUGGGCUGUGGGUGGACUGGACUGUCAGUAUCAGCAAGAAGGGUGCUUGGACAGUGCUCACAGCUCUAAAUCCAGAGGACACCAUCUUGGAGCCUGGCCGCAGAGAGCGGCUGGGCCUGAAGAUGGCCAAUGAGGCAGCUGCCAAGAACCGGGCCAAGAAGCAGGAAGCCUUGCGGAGAGUGACAGAGAACUUGGCCAGCCUCACACCUAAAGGUCUGAGUCCAGCCAUGUCCCCAGCCCUGCAGCGGCUUGUGAGCAGGACCGCCAGCAAGUACACAGAUCGUGCCUUACGGGCCAGCUACACACCAUCCCCAGCACGCUCGACUCACCUCAAGACUCCGGCUGGUGGACCUCAGACUCCCACAAGCACACCAGCUCCUGGUUCUGCCCCACGCACACCCCUCACACAAGACCCAGCCUCCAUCACGGACAACUUGCUGCAACUCCCUGCCCGACACAAAGCCUCGGACUUCUUUUAAGCCGACCCAGGCUUGGCCCACAGAUGUGUCAUGGAGCCUGAAGUAUAGACGGCUGCAGCCUCUGGGGUCCCAGGCCCAGACCAGAGGUGGUUAAUCAUCAUGGGACCCACAGAUGAUAGGUGUUGUGGGGCAGCCGGGCUGACACAGGGUACACACCCACUCUCCUUGGGGAACAGCACCCAUGCUGUCUCCUGAGGCCUUGCUGGAACUUUUCUAUUUAAUCCCUGCCUGAACUGUUAUUAAAGAAUACUUGAUACAGUCUGGCCAGGCUGCUUUUGCAUCCCUCACUCUCAACCUGAGCCCUAGCUCCAACCUGGGACCUCCAUCAACAUCUGAGGAAUUGAGGGUCCCUGGGUUGUGGAAGCUGAGGGUGGCUCCCAGAACUGCCUUCUGAGCUGACUGUGCUCACACAUCAUUCCUUUUCCUCAAAAGAAAAUGUCACCCAAUUGGGUGACUUUGCAGGCUCACUGACUCCUGUUGCAGAAAAAUCAUUUUCAGGACAACUGAGAAAGAGGUACAUUAGGCAGAGUGGAAUACGGGCAUUCAGAGAAAUGAAAUGAAUUAUUUCCUGACAGGGAACAUUUAUGCUUUCUUGAGGGGGUGGACAUGCUGGGAGAAAGUGGCUCACCCCCAGAAGGGUGCUAGCCCCACUUUCCUUUCUGUCUGUGUUAGUUUUUUGAGACAGUGUCUUACUGUGUAAUUCA